Messenger RNA from Hymenoscyphus albidus, 1616 nucleotides. The record is from the annotation of a GenBank genome assembly. Lineage: Eukaryota; Fungi; Ascomycota; Leotiomycetes; Helotiales; Helotiaceae.
CUUCCAACAACUUCGUCCACUCAGAACAACAAAGCAACCAUGGCACCAUUCGGAAAGCUCUACACUUAUGCGGUAUGUCAAUCAAGUUCUCGAGCAUCAGUUGCAUCGUCUCGCGCACUCGUAGCUGACAAUUCGAUAGGGUAACCCCCGCUCAGUUGCCAUUCGCGCAGUCGCGAAGGCCAACAACGUGGACCUCGAGAUCGUCGAAACCGACCCUUUCAAGGGACCCGUCCCAGCUGAGUACCUCAAGCUCAACCCUCUCGGAAAGGUUCCAACCUUCGAGGGUACCGACGGUUACGUUAUCCACGAGGCCAUCGCUAUCGCCAUCUACAGUAUGUCGCACAUUCCUCUGUUUCAAACUUUUGCUUGGUCCUCCAAGCUCACACCACACACUUAUGUUAUGAUGAAGAAACAUGUCAUACAGUUAUCCCUGUCUUAAUACCCCGUGUUGAUUUUUAUUAAUUAGACUCUGAACAUAUUCCUAUCUUUCACUUUUUAUUCACAGAGUAACUACUUUGAAUUGAUUGCUGACCAUAUUCUAGUCACCUCCCAGAAUGAGAAGACCACCCUCCUCGGCAAGACCAAGCAAGAGUAAGUUGACUCACCACCUAUUCCACCAAGAACUCAACUAAUACCAUCGUAGCUAUGCCACCAUUCUCAAGUGGAUGUCUUACUUUAACCACGAUAUCCUCAUCAACCUCGGUGGAUGGUUCGGUCCUCUCAUUGGACGUUCCCCAUACAACAAGGUCGGUGUUGAGACUGCAUCCAAGAAUGCUUUGAGAGCAGUCGGUGCCGUCGAGGCUCACCUUCAGAACAACACUUACCUUGCCGGUGAGCGUAUCACUCUUGCUGAUCUCUUCGCUGCUGGUAUCAUCUCCCGUGGUUUCCAAUUCUUCUUCGAUAAGAAGUGGCGUGCCGAGAACCCCAACGUUACUCGUUGGUACGAGACCGUCUACAACCAGCCAAUCUACUCUGCUGUCGUUGACAAGCUCAACUUCAUUGAUGAAGCCAUCAAAUACACUCCACCAAAGAAGGAAGCUGCUCCAAAGAAGGAGGCCAAGAAGGAAGCUCCUAAGCCAAAGCCCAAGGAGGUUGAGGAAGAAGAGGAAGAGGCUCCAGCCCCACCCAAGGCCAAGCACCCAAUUGAGGCCCUCGGCAAGCCAACCAUUCCUAUCGAUGAGUGGAAGCGUCAAUACUCCAACUCUGAGACCCCAGAUGCUCUCAGGUGGUUCUGGGAGAACUUCAAUGGAGAGGAGUACUCACUUUGGAAGAUUGACUACAAGUACAACGAGGAGCUUACUAAAGUGUUCAUGACCUCUAACCUUAUUGGUGGUUUCUUCGCUCGUCUUGAGGGUUCCCGCAAGUACAUCUUCGGUUGUGCUUCCGUUUACGGUGUUGAGAAUGAUUCCGUGAUCCAAGGUGCUUUCGUCAUCCGUGGCCAAGAUGCUCUCCAUGCAUUCGACGUCGCUCCUGACUAUGAGAGUUACACUUUCACCAAGCUUGAUGCCAGCAAGCCUGAGGACAAGCAGUUCGUUGAUGACCAAUGGACCUGGGAGAAGCCAAUCACAGUCAAUGGUAAAGAAUACCAAUGGGCUGAUGGUAAGGUCUUCAAGUAA